AUGCGCCGAAAAAAACCAAGGAAGAAGAAGUCCACAAGUGCGCCAUGUCGGUAACACGUCGACGCAAAGAAGGAAAUCAUUUUGGAUCUUUUUCAAACGCUCUCAUUUCUUCUCUACUUUUAUUCUCGAUACAAAAAAAGAGGAUAAUACGAUUUCUUAAAGCAGACUGUUGAGACCGUUCUAGUGUAUUUACAUCGUGUGUAUGUGUACGUCGAUUACAAUGUUUUCUUCAGUGUAAGCAGCAUACAGGGUGUGGACAUGGCGACAUGUGUUUCCAAGCAUGUAUGUUUAUGUUCAAUAGCGAAACACGCUUGCAUUAGUUUGCGUUUUAGAACUGAAGAAACAUGGAUAAUCGCAGAAUUACCAGAAAGAGGACCGAACAAUAGCGUUACUUAUCGGCCCUUUUGUCCUAUGAGCUGAACAGAAGAGAUAACACAACACACAGGUGUGUUUGGAGAUACAGUGUCAGUGAAUGAUGGAUGGUCUGUCACUCUACACACUGGUCUUACUGACAUACAGAGAGUUGAACUGAUAGUGUGGUGGUUUAAUGGCCAUCGCAUCGCUAAAAUCAACAGAGCAGUCAAUAGUGAUCCGGCUUAUGACCUUGAUGAGAGAUUCACUGACAGAUUUAGGAUGAACCCUUAGACUGGAGAUCUCACCAUCAUAAACAUCACAUCUGAACUCACUGGACUUUAUCAACUAGAGAUCAUCAGCGAAAUGACAGAAACACAGUCGUUCAGUGUCACUGUUACUUAUGAGUCACUCGAAAUUCCUCAGGAGUGCUUGAGGAACAUGAAACAGAGUUCAGGGUGUUAACCUCGCUAUCAAAAUUGUGCCCAGACCAGAAUCCAUGGCAGCUCCUCUUCACAACCUCAGGACUUGAAAGAACUGGUGCAGUUUUGUUGAAUACAUUUACAUUUCUGUAUGCGUUUUGUAUAUAAAUAUUCAAUAAAUGAAUUGCUCAUACCAUGUCUUUAGGUGUUAUUUGAAGCAACACGAACAUGACGAUAAUAAUAUUUUCUGAAAUGGAAAAACCUUUUAUGUCUGCCCUCAUAACACAGUUAACAUAUGAUAACUUGGGACAUGAACGGAUGCCAGAACCAUGUUGUCUGCUGCUACACUCCUGACCACGACACACAGAAGUUCUCCACAGUGGCCAAUUAAAACAACAAUAUACAAAUUAAUAUGCACUUAUACACAACCUUUAUGAUAAAAGUUAAAUUAGUUAACUACCUUUGUCAAAUUAAAUGUAAGCAAUUUCCUGAAAUACAGCAUUUGAUAUCUUGGUAAAACAUAUUUAAAUAUUUAAUGUAAAAGUUGUGCAUGUCAUCUCUUCAUACAGUAAGAGCUAGCAAAAACUAUUGUGUUGGUAUGCAUUAUUAACAUUAGGCUAUACAAGAUGGUAUUCGCAGGUGCCCUUGCGAAAAGGGUGUAAUUCAACUUGCUUUAAACUAGAGAAGAGGGGGGGGAGCUCCGAGGUUGCAAUUGAAAAAAAGCAACUGAAAGGUAAUGACGGCAACGGCAAAUGCCAGUGUGGUCGUUGCAACAGCAAAAGGUUCCUUUUUUAAUCUUAAAAGGCACGUGUCGAGGAAACAUGAUACAGUGUUUCGCUCGCAUAUGGAAAGAAAAUCUGAAAGUUGGUAAUACUGUCACAUAGCGUUGUGUGUCAACAGUAAAUGCUUAAGACUCUAACUCAAUACAUUGAAAAUAUUUCUAAUAUAGGCCUAUAAUCACUGUACUGUCUCUCGUCGCACUAUCUCUGUCGCUCGCAGCGUAUAAAUAUCAUAGAUGUUAUCACGAAAGUGACUCUGGUCCGAUCGUCCAUGAUAAGAAAACAGCGAAACAUAACCUACCGAAACAACGACUACGCAAAACCAAAUUUCUAUUGAACCUUAAUUGUAAUAAACACUAGCACCUGUUAAAACAACAAGUGCUUAUUCUGGGGAUAAAGCAAGCAAUUACGCAUUCAAUAAUAAAUCCAUGCACACCGAUGUAAAACUGCUUCUUGUCUUUAUUGUGUAUGGGAUUCCUAUUGUGCUGCACCAACACACAACUUGUUUAGAUUAGAUUAGAUUAGAUUCAACUUUAUUGUCAUUACACAUAUACAAGUACAGUGUAACGAAAUGUAGUUUAUGUCUAACUAGAAGUGCAAUUAGCAAGUGCAGAUAUACAGUGUGAAUAAAUACAGAUACAAUAUUAGGAAAAUACUAUACAAUGGGCAUGUACUGUGAAAAUACUUUACAGAAGGAAUGUACUAUGACAAUAUAUACAGAAGGCUAUAUACUGUGAACAUUAAUGUACAGGAGGUUAUGAACAGGAGGUUAUGUUUACUAUGUGCUCUCCAGACAAAACACGCUGAACAGAAGUGGAUGACUCAUCACACAUACGGUAUGUAUGUGUGAUGAGUCAUGACGGGCAAGGGAUCGCAAAUCCCAGGAAGUUCAGGUCGGAGACCUUUUUCCUGUACAUUCUGUGAGUUUUGUGAUUGCUGCUUCUGUUUCACUGAAGUACACACAUUAGGGGAAAAAUAUAUAUAAAAAUGUUUUUUGUAUUUUUAAGACAUAUAGAAGUCAUUACAAAUUAGAGUUCAAGUAGGCCAAGUGAUAUUUAAAAAAAAAGAAAAUAUGUUCAACAAAGACUAGGCCUAUCUGGGAACAUUCACACUUGGGUUUGAAGCGGAAGAUGUGCAAAGGCAAAGUUUAUAGACAGGAUCACGGGUGCAGAGAAGCACCUCCCACACUGUGAGGGCUUUAAAUAGCCUAAAGGGAGUGGCCUCCCGCACUCCGCCAAUCGCCUCUCUCAAAUGUAUAAGCAAGUGUCAGAAUUCAUCCCUCUUUCACAUUGUCAGGUGUUAACUGUGGCUUUGCAAGAGAGAGAAGCGACCUCAAACGGAACGUUGUCUGUCUUAUUUCAAUAGAACCAACGUUACUUGCGGGAUAUCAGGAUGCCACUAAUCCAGCUUUGUGUAUUGUCUCUAUUGAUUGUGGAAGGCCUGUCUGGUGUUGAAGUGAAGUCAGUGUCAGUGAUGGAGGGAGAUCCUGUCACUCUAAACACUGAUCUUACUGACGUACAGGAAGACCUUCAGAUACUGUGGCUAGUUGGACCUAAAGAGAUUCGCAUAGCUGACAUUCGUAGACAGAAACCCAAUACAUACAUUGAAACUGGAAGAUAUGGAGACAAACUGAAGCUGGACAGUCAGACUGGAUCUCUCACCAUCACAAACAUCAGAAUCACAGACACUGGACUUUAUAAACUAGAGAUUAUCAACAGCAGAGAAACGUCAGAAAAUAAAUUCAAUGUUACUGUCUAUGCUCGUCUGCCUGUUCCUGUCAUCAUCAGAAACUCUUCUCAAUGUUCUUCAUCAUCAGAAAGAUCUUCAGUGUCAAAAUGUGUGUUGUUGUGUUCAGUGAUGAAUGUGACACACGUCAGUCUCUCCUGGUAUAAAGGAAACAGUUUAUUGUCCAACAUCAGUGAGUCUGAUCUCAACAUCAGACUCUCUCUACCUCUGGAGGUGGAAUAUCACGAUACAAACACAUACAGAUGUGUGGUGUCCAAUCCAGUCAGCAACCAGACUCAACAUCUAGACAUCAAUGAACUCUGUCAGGCGUGUUCAGAUCCCAGUCAGCAUUAUUUAAUACCGCUGAUAACAGUUAUUGUGGUGGGGCUGCUGGUCAUCGUUUUUGUGAUUUUCUGGCAUAACUGUAAACAACAAAUAAUGAGAGAUGUUGAAGCACUUCAGACAGCAUACUCUUAAGUGUAGUGACAUAAAAACCAAAAGAAAUGAAUAAAUUAUUUUUUAACAUAA
Triplophysa dalaica is the source of this 3805-nucleotide messenger RNA. Its product is annotated as natural killer cell receptor 2B4-like. Bases 2945 to 3754 code for a protein of 269 amino acids. The transcript has 7 exons. NCBI's taxonomy places the organism in Eukaryota, Metazoa, Chordata, Actinopteri, Cypriniformes, Nemacheilidae. The record is from RefSeq and is a predicted model, not a curated record.